Penicillium malachiteum is the source of this 4383-nucleotide messenger RNA. Its product is annotated as P-loop containing nucleoside triphosphate hydrolase protein. Gene Ontology annotation, biological process: transmembrane transport. The record is from RefSeq and is a predicted model, not a curated record. The transcript is spliced from 15 exons. The coding region runs from base 1 to 4383 and encodes 1460 amino acids. NCBI's taxonomy places the organism in Eukaryota, Fungi, Ascomycota, Eurotiomycetes, Eurotiales, Aspergillaceae. Gene Ontology annotation, cellular component: membrane. Gene Ontology annotation, molecular function: ATP hydrolysis activity; ABC-type transporter activity; ATP binding.
AUGAUUGAUUCUUCAUUUUCCUCUUUAUGUAGUCGUUAUCUUCUAAUCAUGUUAACUCCAGGUUUGCCCUGCUUGGUGGCUGAUGAGGACUCAUUUGGUCCAAUUGUAAAUGAUUCCUGUCACCACGGCUUUGACUUCACACUCUUGUUCGAAGAGACAAUUCUCGCACUACUUCCAUUGUCAAUUCUCUUUGUCUUAGGGCCAUUCCGAAUAUGGAAGCUCUAUAAGUCCUCCGAAAAAGUCAAGCCUUCAUGGUUAUACGCUGCCAAGGGAAUAACUUAUUCAAUUCAUAUAUCUCUUCAAUUUACUCUAUUUCUGUUUUGGUCUCAAUCGUCCACCCCAAAAACCAGAGCUACAAUACCAACAGCAGUGGUAUCGCUAGUCGCAUCACUUGGUUGCAUUUAUUUAUCGCAUCUAGAGCAUCGUUUCUCCGUUCGUCCUUCGACAAUUCUAUGUCUAUUUCAGGCCUUGACUUUUCUUCUUGAUCUGCCGCGUCUAAGGACUCUCUCUUUUCUACCGUACAACAAUACAGUGACACUCCUUUUUGCUGCCAGUUGGGUAGCUAAGGCUGUGAUCCUUGUUCUUGAGACCACAGAAAAGAGGUCAUCCCUAAGGAAAGGAUUUGAAAAGACUGCGAUUGAAGAGACCAGUGGUGUAUUCAGUCGGACUGUCUUUUGGUGGCUAAAUGACCUGUUAUGGAAAGGUUCGAAUACUACUCUGACAGUUGACGACUUGCCUAUCCUGGCUGAGGACCUGCGGGCAGCCUCAGAUCCUCAGACGAUUAAGGAAAAAUGGAAGAGAGCUAACAAGAAUGGGCGAAAUGCUCUGCUAUGGACUCUCACCUGCCAUUACAAGUGGGAGUACUUGGUAGGGUUAUUGCCUCGUCUGGCAUACACUGGUUUCGCAUUCGCGCAGCCUUUUCUAGUACAGAGAGUUCUAGAUUUUAUGGAAGAACCGGAGCAUGUGAACUCUUCAAAUUAUGCGUACGGACUCAUUAUAGCGUAUGCGAUAGUUUACAUCGGGAUUGCGGCCACAUGGUCUGUCUACCAGCAUAAGACACAUCGCCUCAGAGUAAUGAUCAGAGGCAGCUUAGUGAGCCUGAUAUUUGACAAGACGCUGCGUCUAAACACAUCGGCUGUAUCUGAUGCUACUGCGGUGACCUUGAUGAGUACCGAUAUUGAACGAAUUCAGACUAGUCUCGUGGAGAUUCAUGAGGUCUAUUCUAACUUCAUAGAGAUUGCACUUGCUCUGUGGUUUUUAGCAAGACUUCUUGGAAUCGCAACGAUCGCGGCCACGGUGAUUGUCUUGAUUUGCCUCGCUGCGGCUAUUCCAUUUGCCAUAGCUACCGGAAAUGCUCAAGGAAAAUGGCUUGAAGCUGUCGAAGAAAGAGUCGCAGUGACCUCCAAGGUUCUGGGAGUAAUGAAAAAUGUCAAAAUGACGGGCUUGACGGAAGUCGUGGCCAGCACCCUUCGCAGUUUACGACUUGGGGAAAUUAGUAGCUCGCGACCAUUUCGGCUUCUCAACGUGCUCAAUGUGACUAUCUCCUAUCUGUCUUCCGCAUUGGCUCCAGUGUUUGGAUUCGGGGUCUAUAUCCUGAUGGCCCGAGCAAAUGACACGAUAACUCUGACUAACGGCAUUGCAUUCUCUGCAUUGACUCUGUUCAUGCUCUUGGAUGUAGCAGUUGUUUCCAUCUCUGAUGAGGCCGAGGAUUUUAUGGCACUUGUGAAUUGCUUUCGACGAAUUCAGAGCUACUUACUUGAGACAGAACGCACGGAUCAUCGCUCGAGUAUCAAGUCCGAGGAGCCCAGUUUAAUUGAUCUAGAAUCCAUCGAUGAUUCAAACCACGAAGCAGCGUCCUGUGUUAAGGCUCGAAAUUUGUCGGUUGCAUGGUCUAUCGAUGACGAAUUUGUUCUCAGGGACUUGACCUUUGACUUAGAAUUUCGAAAAACUACCAUGAUCGUUGGACCAGUUGGAUGUGGCAAGUCAACCUUGCUGAAAACAUUCUUGGGUGAAGCUGCAGAGUGCACUGGGUCAAUAGCUGUGGCAUAUAAGAACGCAGCUUACUGCAGUCAGUCACCUUGGAUUGCCUUCGGUACUAUUCAAGAAAACAUUGUUGGUGCCUCGCCAUGGGAUCAAAAGUGGUACGACCGCGUCAUUCAGGCAUGUGCCUUGCAGUUUGAUCUUCAGCAGUUUCCAGCAGGUGACCAGGCAAAGGUUGGAGUGCGUGGAUCAAGUCUCAGCGGUGGUCAACAAAUGCGUGUUGCCUUUGCGCGUGCUCUCUAUUCAAGAGAACCGAUCCUCAUUUUGGAUGAUGUUCUAACAGGACUAGACCGUGAGACAGAAAAAUUCAUAUUGGAAUCUGUUUUUGGUCGAAACGGGCUAUUGAAGGAAAAUUCCCGGACUGUCAUAAUGGCAACAAAUUCUGCUCAUCAUCUUCUUUGCGCUGAUCAUAUUAUUUCCAUCAAUUCAAGCGGACAACUUGCGGAACAAGGAUCCUACGAGGAACUCGUUGUCUCACGCGGCUCCGUGCCUUUUCUUCCUGACCAGACUGGGGAAGAGAAACCCACUAGGUUACCAGAAGUUGUCUUUGACGAGGAGACAUUGCAAGAGCUUAACCUGGACAAAGAUGAAAUUGAUCAUACCAGCCGACAGACAGGCGAUUGGCUUGUUUACCUAUACUACUUCCAAAACAUCGGGUGGCCUCUGUUAUCUCUAUGCUUGGCUUGCUCUAUGUUGUUCAUUGCUGGCUUGAUCUUUCCCCAAUUAUGGCUUCAGUGGUGGUCUCGUGCAAAUGAGCAGCAUCCGAACGAGGACAUUGGGUACUGGCUUGGUGGUUAUGCUGCCCUGGCCGUCUUGACCCUUGCUGCCUCUUUCUCUGCAAAUUGGGUCUUUGGAAUGGUCAUUGUUCCCAGAACAGCGCGCAGAUUUCAUGAUAUCCUGUUAGACACAACCAUGAGCGCAACGACAUCUUUUCUCACUUCGACUGAUGUUGGGACAACGACGAACAGAUUUAGUCAGGACUUGGAAUUAAUUGACGACGAGCUCCCCUCUGCACUUGAAUUGUCAAUUAACUCAGGUAUAAGCUGCAUCAUUGAAGGGUUCCUAGUCUUCGCAGGAGCAUCUUACCUGACAGCAACAAUCAUCCCAUUCUGUGCUCUUGUGAUCUACUACGUUGCAAGACACUAUGUUCAAACAUCUCGUCAACUCCGACUCCUUGAUAUGGAAGCAAAAGCUCCCUUAUUCUCACAUUUCCUGGAGUCACUCAGCGGACUUACUAGUAUUCGUGCUUAUGGUUGGUCCGAGGACUAUCAACACCGAAGUCAAUUUGCACUUGAUAUUUCCCAGCGUGCUUAUUAUCCAAGACGCUGCAUACAGCGCUGGAUGAACGUUGCGCUCGAUCUUCUAGUAGCCGUUAUUGCUGUAACCGUCAUUUCAGUAGCAUUUGCCAUGAAAGGCCAAUCUUCAUCCAAUCUGCUUGGAAUUGCGUUAUUCAACAUCGUCAACUUUAGUGUGACUCUGCAAUCGCUAGUCCAGGAGUGGACUGGACUCGAGACUUCAAUUGGUGGUGUUGCCCAAAUCCGAUCCUAUGUGCAACAGGCCAAAACCGAGGAUUUGGAGAGUGAGGUUGAAGUGGUUUCAACAGCCUGGCCGUUGAAUGGUGAUGUUGAAAUUUCCAAUGUCUCUGCUUCAUAUGAUGGUUCUCCGGAACCGGCUCUUCAGGAUAUCAAUCUCAAGAUUUCCGCCGGUGAGAAGAUCGCUCUUUGUGGAAGAACUGGAAGCGGCAAAUCAUCACUCAUUUCCACAAUCUUGCGCACACUCGAGAUAAGCAAUGGCACAAUCUGCAUCGAUGGCAUGGACAUCUCCAAAAUCUCCAGGUCACACAUUCGUUCCUCUUUGAAUACUAUCCCACAACAAGCCUUCUUCUUAUCCGGUUCUAUCCGACUAAAUGCAAACCCACAUGGGGAUGUGUCAGAUGAAGUUAUUAUUGACGCACUACGAGAAGUCAAUUUGUGGUCUUACCUCGAAUCGAAAGGUGGCUUAGAUGCCGACAUGUCAGAGGAUUUGCUUUCUCACGGACAACAGCAGCUCUUGUGUUUGGGACGAGCUCUCUGCAAGAGGAGCAGAAUUGUCAUACUGGAUGAGGCUACAAGCAGCGUGGAUUCUGAGACUGAGAAGCUCAUGCAACACGUCAUCCGGACUCGCUUCAAAGAUCAGACACUUAUUGUUAUUGCUCAUAAGCUGGAAAGUAUCUUGGAUUUUGAUAAGAUUGCGUUUUUGGACCAGGGAAGAGUGGUUGAAUUUGAUACUCCACAAAAUCUUCUGUCAACAGAAGGCUCGGCCUUCAAGUCUUUGUAUAAUAGUGCUCAACGGGAGAUAACUUGA